ACUGUCAUAAACGUAGGUUGAUGAGGGCACUAUCUUGAGAUGAUGUUUGACCGUAGUUUUGUAUUCACGUACCUAAUGUAUUCUUAUCAUUGUUAUCGGUAGUGUCUUCGAUUAACAAUGCUUUCGAGGUAAAGUAUGCGAACACAACGCAGAUGAACGCAGACUCUGAUAGUGUGGUGAAAUGUCCUGAAAUUUCUAACGCACAGCGCGUUUCCAUAAACUUUCAUUACGUAAUGCUAAAUAAAAAUUGAAAGAGCUAACAUUUAUCGAUAUGAUAGGAAAAACGAAUCAUUAACCAUUAUACAACGUAUUGUUAUCAUGGUAUUCGUUCUCUGCUCGAUCAGAAUCUCCCGGAACGUGUCAUGUUUAUCCCCGUGGUUCAAACUUCCCUCGACAGCGUACUCCGCAAAGGUUACGUCAAACAUAAAGAAAUUCUCUUCUUCGCCAAGCCACUGUUGCUUGUCAGCUGCAAAAAAUGUACAAACUCAAACAACUUCCUCUGAUCGAUCAUCUUCUGAACGUCGAAAAAAUGUCUCUCCCAAAGGCACAAUACACAAUGUUCGGAAAGAUGUACGCUCGAACGACGAGCCAGAAUGGAAGGCUUUGGAAGUGGACACUGAUAAUUUCCAGAAACACUGUCUCAUGUUGUCCAAAAUAAGAUUAACAUCACUAGUGGUUAUAACAACUAUGGCUGGAUACUCGCUAGCUCCUGGUCCAUUCGAUACAUCCACCUUCUUGGCAUGUGCCGCAGGAACUGGAAUGCUUUCCGCAACAGCGAAUAGUAUCAAUCAGUUUUUUGAAGUUCCUUUUGACGCGCAAAUGUCAAGAACGAAAAAUAGAGUCUUAGUCAGAGGCCACUUGACGCCAGCGCAUGCAAUUAUUUUUGCAGCAAUGUCUGGUAUCAGCGGAGUAUCGUUACUCGUUAGCGAAGUUAACGGCCUGACAGCAAUUCUGGGCGUGUCUAACUUAAUUCUUUACACCCUUAUUUAUACUCCUAUGAAACGAAUGAGUAUUCUAAACACAUGGGUGGGUUCUAUUGUCGGUGCCAUACCACCGUUAAUGGGUUGGGCAGCUUGCGUCGGCGACAUAAUGUCUCCUGGUGCUUGGAUCAUGUCUGGUCUGUUAUAUGCAUGGCAGUUUCCACACUUUAAUGCUUUAUCAUGGAAUUUAAGACCAGAUUAUUCGCGUGCUGGUUAUAGAAUGAUGGCAGUCACGGAUCCGAAUCUUUGUCGCAAAACGGCAUUACGUUACACUGUUUUGUUAACGGGUCUCUGCUAUUUGGCACCCGUCCUAAACGUAACAAAUUGGUGGUUUGCUCUAGCGUCGACACCGCUCAACACGUAUUUUCUUUACCUUGCUUGGAAGUUUUAUCAGCACUCGGAUAGCGGAAGUUCACGGAAACUCUUUCGCUUUUCGCUCAUACAUCUACCCGUACUCAUGAUACUUAUGCUCGUCAAUAAAAAAUACUGGUUUAACGAGAAGAAGCAGAAAGACACGGUAACCUAUGAAGAAAAACAGGAUAGCAUAUAUUCUGUUCUGACGAGAUUCAUCACAUUGACUCCUUCGACUGUUUAAACAAAGUGCUCCGUUCGAACUCACAGUUAAAUGUAAUAGUACAAAUUGUUACGAUAUUGUACCGUUUGACACGGUACGCUAAUACGAGUCAGUAAGACAUUUACCGACAAAGUAUUUUAUAAAAUCGUGUACAUGUAAAUAAUAAUAGCUAUUUAUCACGAUUGCUUAGGA
Messenger RNA from Hylaeus anthracinus, 1746 nucleotides. It is a transcript of the gene Cox10, whose product is annotated as protoheme IX farnesyltransferase, mitochondrial. The transcript has 7 exons. Gene Ontology annotation, biological process: heme biosynthetic process. Lineage: Eukaryota; Metazoa; Arthropoda; Insecta; Hymenoptera; Colletidae. The record is from RefSeq and is a predicted model, not a curated record. The coding region runs from base 319 to 1575 and encodes 418 amino acids. Gene Ontology annotation, cellular component: mitochondrion; mitochondrial membrane. Gene Ontology annotation, molecular function: protoheme IX farnesyltransferase activity.